UCUCCACAAUCAUUUCACAGCAAGAGAGGAUCGCGGCAACACGUCCACGAGGGGGGAGGAAAAUGAGACACGUUUGAAUUAAAAAAAAAGCUGAUGCCAAAAGUGGAACUAGUUUUACUUCGAAAUCGAGGAUAACGCUUCGUUAUCAUGAGAGUGUGAGCUGGUUCACAGCUGAUUUAUUUGAUUGUUUCCACUGAGGAAAAAGGUCAGCUGAUUAAUAGAGAUAAUAACAAAGUUCACAAAUCAGUAUGUCGUCCACUGAGGAGCCGUCCGGCACCGUCCUGCAUCGACUCAUCCAGGAGCAGCUCCGCUACGGAAACCCCACAGACACCCGCACCUUAUUAGCCAUCCAGCAGCAGGCCCUGCGGGGAGGCAGCGGAAGCAACAGUGGCCCCAGCAGCGGGGGCGACAUGAGCAGUAGCCCACAAUCAUCUUUAGAGAGUCUCACCCAGGAAGACCCUCUGUACCCUCAGCUCUCCACGAGGCAGGAGCCCCAGGGCCAGGAGCACCAGGGAGAUUACCAUCAUUCAGAAAGUGGCUACCAGCUGCAUGGGGAGAAGCUGCCAACCUAUGAGCAGGCUAAGGCGCAGUCUCAGUACCUGGCCUCUCACUGGGGCCCUACAGGCUCCAUCAGGCAGCUCCAUGGGGGGGUUUUCCACGAAGAGGCUGAUCUGAUGGAGCUAAAGUGCAACCAUGUGCGGUCUCUCAGCGAGCAUCGCAUGCAGAUAUCGCUGGAGAGGAAUGAUGCAGCAGCUAAAGCAGAGGCCAUAAAGAUCACCUCUCACAGCUACCCCGAGCUUCCUUACUAUACUCAAUGCUACCAGGGCCCAGGGCCAAACAUGGACAAAUGCAACCCACCCCCAGAGUACUCAGCCCCCCUCCAGGGCCAAGGAUUUAUCCCUCACCAGGUCCAAGAGCCAGUGCAGCCUCAGCAGCACAGGUAUGUCCAGUCUGGUCAGCCAGCAGAAGCCCCUUGCUACAACACAUUCAACAGCCUGCCACCUGCUGGUUUGGAGGAGCCCAACCAGGUGGAGCUGCUGCUGAUGGAGAAUGAGAGACUGAGACAAGAGCUGGAGGCUCACAGGGAGAAAACCGGCCGUAUUCAGAAGUUGGAGCAGGAGAUCCAGCGUAUUUCAGAGGCCUAUGAGACACUGAUCCAGGGCAGCAGUAAGAGAGAAAACUUGGAGCAGACACUGAGGAGGAGGUUGGUGGCUGAAAUCAGGAGGCUGCAGGAUUUCAACAGAGACCUUAGAGAAAACCUGGAAAAUGCCAGGACGCAUGUUGCAAAAGAAGUAGAGGCGGCCGACCAUAACCAGCACAUCAUGGCGAAGCUCCUUGAACAAAAUGAGGAGCAGAAUACUGAGCGGGAGCGUAUGGAAAGGGAGCUGCAGCGGCUGCGAGCCGCAGCUGAGGAGCAGAACCUCAGGGCUAAGCGACUUGAGGAGGCCCUGGAGGCGGCUCGAGGACGAGGUCGCCAGCUUGAGGAGGAGCUGAGGAGGAAGAGGGCUUAUGUAGAGAAGGUGGAGAGGCUUCAGAGUGCACUGGCUCAGCUGCAGUCCACCUGUGAGAAGAGGGAGAGCCUGGAGAUGAAGCUGAGGACACGACUAGAGCAGGAGCUGAGGAGUCUGAGGGCACAACAGAGGCAGUCACAGCCCCCUGGAAUGACCAUGAACUCACUCCAAGAGCGCCUGCGGGAGCGUGAAGAGCGCAUCCUGGCCCUCGAAGCCGACGUGGUGCGCUGGGAGCAGAAGUACCUGGAGGAGAGCACCAUGAGGCAGUUUGCCAUGGAGGUGGCUGCCACUGCUGCUGCCCAGAGAGACACCACCAUCAUUAACCACUCACCCUGCCACUCCUCCAACAACAGCUUCAACGAGGACCUGCCAGUCGCCGACCACAGGAAUCAGGAGAUGGAGAACAGGAUUCGUGCCCUCUAUGCUCAGAUCUUGGAAAAAGAUGCCGUGAUCAAGAUCCUCAAUCAGCGACUGCACCAGGACCAAGGUCGAAGGGAUGAGCAAAAUCCAUCUGCUAACCUCCUGAAUACAGUGGGGGCAACCCUCCGACCAGCCUCCUCCACUCCCUCCAUCAGCCCGACCAAGAGCAACACUAAGACUAGAGGUAAGAGUCUUUCAGAUGAUCAGACUUUGCCCAUCCGUCAGUUCUCUGCUCAGUCUGAGCCUGGGACACUAGAACGGCAGGUGGAGGGAACCAAAACCAAAGAGGCAGCCAGCACAUCUAAGCUCAACAGCGACAAGGCAGCACCUAAGAAGUUGCUAUUGAACCCCUUCAAAGGCUUGGAUGAGCUGGAUGCGGAGGCAGUGGAAAUCUUCAUUUAAAGAACUGAGAGGGGUAUCCUGAAAGGGAGGGGGAGGGGGGCAAAAAAAGCUAAUUCUAAAUAUCUGUGAAGAGUGCAAGACUGGAACUAAAUACUGGAGACAAGAAUGUUACGGAAAGAGGAAGGAGGGGGAAAAAAAAAGGACUGUUCACAUUUUAGAGACAGAGCUGUGCUCCGACUUACUUUCUCUCACUCGGCUGGACAGCUGCAGGCAGUCUGCCUGGCGGAGUGAGAAAAGAUGAAUCUUCUGAGGUACUUGGACAGUAUUUUGGAUUGUAAUAGGGCAACAUGUUCUCAGAAGGUGUAUGCCAAAAUAUUUAUAAAUAAAUAUAUAUAUAAGUAUAUAUGAAUGCUGCUUUCCCCCUUGUAUAGUACCUAUAAUUUCUUUUCCCAAUCCAAUGAAUUAAGAAGCUACGUAUUAAUCUUAUCUGGUUUCCACAUUCCCCAAAUAUUAACUUAAGCCUCAAGCUCUUCUAGAUAAACAUUCAGUAAGAGGUUAUCUUUGUGACCUGCAUGCUUUUUCUCUCCAAAAACAAAAAAAACCCCAUGGAUUUAAUCAGAGCAAUCUGCCUUCCCAUCAGAUAGAUAUUAUCUCUUUGGAAGACUCCCCUUCGUUGAUUAAUUUAAGAUGAUAACACUGCUGAUUUUAGCGCUCCUGCUCUUCAUAUGUCUUAAGCCCCAAGUAGCUGGAUCUACAGAGGUUUAGAGGUGCGUCAAGAGGGAGCUGUAUAAUAUAUAAAUGCAUAUACUGACACAGACCUGGUGCUGCAAGCUUGUAAUUUUGGGAGGGUGUAGCAUCGUGGUGUUUCAUUGUCUUUGUUUCUCAUGCCCUUUUUCUCAUAGUAUGUUUGCAUGUGUGAUUACAGUUUGAGAGUGUGUGUCCCGAUGUGGUGAUCCAGCUGGGUUGGCCACCAUUUAGGGGCAAAAGCUGAAAAUGCCGUGGUGGUGUUUUUUUGGUUGUUGUUUUUUUUUUUUUUUGUUUACUGUGAGCUUUGAACUAACAGGUUAAUUAUUAUUAUUAUUAUUAUUAUUAUUGUUAUUAUAUAUUUUAUACAGAUGUUUGUUAUUUUAGAUACAAUAGCGCUUUGAGCAGGAUGCCAAAGAGUUUAUGUAUGUAUGUUUGUUGUAAGUUAUGUGCCGACAAUCACGGUCUUGUCAAGCUGUACACAACUAACCAAGUGUUGACUUCAAACAGACAUUUCUGUGAACUCGAAAAAAUAUGAAGGUUUUUACAGUUGAAUUCAUGCAACAUUUCAUAAAGCAA
Messenger RNA from Archocentrus centrarchus (flier cichlid), 3596 nucleotides. Its product is annotated as angiomotin-like 2a. The record is from RefSeq and is a predicted model, not a curated record. The transcript has 11 exons. Gene Ontology annotation, cellular component: plasma membrane; bicellular tight junction; cytoplasmic vesicle. The coding region runs from base 249 to 2333 and encodes 694 amino acids. Gene Ontology annotation, biological process: angiogenesis; hippo signaling; actin cytoskeleton organization. Lineage: Eukaryota; Metazoa; Chordata; Actinopteri; Cichliformes; Cichlidae.